Aspergillus viridinutans is the source of this 819-nucleotide messenger RNA. RefSeq lists its product as uncharacterized. Gene Ontology annotation, cellular component: membrane. Lineage: Eukaryota; Fungi; Ascomycota; Eurotiomycetes; Eurotiales; Aspergillaceae. Gene Ontology annotation, biological process: arachidonate metabolic process. Bases 1 to 819 code for a protein of 272 amino acids. The record is from RefSeq and is a predicted model, not a curated record. The transcript is spliced from 2 exons.
AUGAACCUGGAAGAGAAGAAGUUGAAUCUCCUAUCCCUGGACGGCGGAGGCAUCCGCGGUCUCUCCUCCCUUUAUGUGCUCAAGGAUAUGAUGGAAGCAAUCGAUCAGCAUCAUCCACCAAAACCAUGCGACGUCUUCGAUAUGAUCGGUGGGACAAGCGCAGGCGGAUUAAUCGCUAUUAUGCUGGGCCGCCUCAAGAUGGGCGUGGACCAAUGCAUCGACGCAUACGCUCGACUCUCCCGGCAGGCUUUUACCAGGAAGAAUUAUAUCCCCGUCACUCUACGGGGUAAGUUCAGGGCGCGCUUCAACACCAAGAAGCUCGAACAGGCCUUGAAGACCAUAGUGGUUGAACAGGGUCUGGACGAGGAUGCUCUCCUCCAGGACCCUGAUACGUCCUGCCGCGUCUUUGUCUGCACGACGAAUAAAAUAAUUGGGAAUGUCAACAGCUUCUCGAGCUUUCACAAUUUUCGUGUAGACUGGGACUUGUACAAAGUUCUGAAGAUCUGGGAGGCUGCAAGGGCGACAUCCGCAGCGCCGUCGUUCUUUGAUCCGUUUGUGGUGAUCGAUCCGCUGAUGGGGUAUAAACGGGUGUUCCUCGAUGGUGCUCUUAGUGCCAAUAAUGCUGUUCGAGAAAUGUGGCUCCAUGCUAGGGAUCUAUGGGGGUCAGAAAACCUGAAGAGUCGGCUGGGAUGUCUGGUGUCUUUGGGUACUGGCAUGCGGGCUGAGAUGAACUUUACUGGGGGAUUCAUCCAGGAACUUAAGCUGAGGAAGCGGAUUCUGACGGAUACGGAGUUUGAUAGCGGAGACAUUUGCCUAUGA